Corticium candelabrum is the source of this 1694-nucleotide messenger RNA. RefSeq lists its product as uncharacterized. The record is from RefSeq and is a predicted model, not a curated record. Lineage: Eukaryota; Metazoa; Porifera; Homoscleromorpha; Homosclerophorida; Plakinidae. The transcript has 4 exons. The coding region runs from base 110 to 1411 and encodes 433 amino acids.
CUUUAGAGCUGGGAAAACCCGUGAACGGCAACGACGUAGCACGCAGCUCAAGAUCUGACGAGCAGCAGCAAAACCAUUCUCGCCGUAUCUCUAGCCAGAAUCUCUAGACAUGGCCUUUUUUGGAAUCAGCUUCGUCAUGGGAGAAGAAAUCACCGCUGUGGUUAUUGGAGUGGUUGCCGUUAUCAUAUCUAGCGUCAUCAUCACUAUUGUCCGCCUAAGGAAAAAUAGAAGCAACAACGAUCUGCUAACUGACAAAUUUGAAACAACGGGAUGUCGUUGGUUUAUAAUUCGACUUCCAUUCGAUGUCCCUCGCAUCUCAUUGAUCAUUUUUGUAUUGAAGUCUGUAUCACAUCAGUCUGACAACACUUUUGAUCAUCUCGUUCCCAUUGCAAUCGCUGCAGCUGCGCUAGACGUCAUCGUCUUCACACUCUAUUUGCUCUGCAGAUUUAAAUGCGCUUGGUCUGGACCGAUUUUCAAAGAACAAGCAAAAGCCUAUCUUUUCUACUCGUUGACACUUGGAUUUCCAUACGGGACGGCAACAAAGAUACUCUGGUUGCUGUAUCUACAAGGAGUAACUAACAUAUCGCGAGAUUACAUCCCUAUUCCAUACUUGAUUGAAAUGGCAAUGGUGACUGUUGCAAUUGUGGUGCGCCAAUUUUCACGACUAGUCAAAGGGUCGUCGUCAUGUCGUAUGAUUGCCGCCGGAGUAUGUCUCCUGGGAUUGCUUACUUACGUUGGCUUCUUUUGGGCGUCUGCUUUCUCUCUACUAUACCACGCCGGCUUCUACAAAUAUCCGACCAUUUUUCACACCGACUACUGGAUGGUUCGUCUUUUUUCUUUAUGGAGCAUUGCAGCUGUUGCAAUUGUGUAUGAAAUUUCUAGUAUUUUGUUGCUUGUUUUGAAAGUUUGCCUAGAAGACGUGCCACCGAAGAGCUCACGAUACCAUUUCGAACGAAUUCUUUUCAUGAUUCCAGACCUCUGUCUGCUUCUCGGAUACGUCACUAGUGCUCUUGUUCUCACCGUUCAAGCGGAUAGUUUAACUGAUGGCAGCAAGGUGCAGAUGCUAGACAUCAUUAUGCUAGUCGUCUUUACUGAAUCUUCAUGUUUGGGGUUCGUUAUGCUCGCUGGAGCAUUCACAAUGUGUCCUUCGAAAUCAAACAAAAUACAUGAUGUGCAAGACGUCAAGCUGGAUUCGAUGAUAACGGACAGUCGUACACGUUGUGAGACUGAUACUCCUACUAAACCACCAGCAUCGUCAUCAGAAGUUGAUAAGUCAGACAACGCAACUGAUUCUUCGUCAUACGAGGUUGAGAGUUUUCCUGAGCCGCUGGAGCAGUUGCAGAGUCGGAGUCGCGAUGAAAAGACGGACAGUUUGGCAAGUCAGUAUGUCAAUGUCCCGGGAUUGCGAUGACAAGAUGGCACUAGAGUUGUCUUUGUGGCGUGGCAGUGACACGCUAAGUAGGUUGUAUUGGACAACUACUGAUGAGUAGCAUCGUGCCUCUAGGUACAGGGUAAAACACAAUACCGCUGUCUAGGUUUGCUGUUUGCACUGAUAAAUUGUAGAUAUGUCUAGAUGUAUACACCUGAGAAAGGUCUCUAGAUAUAUUAGUGUCUCGACGUAUACACCUGAAAAAGGGCUUUAUACGUAUACAUUAGUGUCUCGAGACGUGAGCACGUUCUGCUGGAUAUUUAUA